Messenger RNA from Alternaria atra, 342 nucleotides. RefSeq lists its product as uncharacterized. The transcript has 2 exons. The record is from RefSeq and is a predicted model, not a curated record. The coding region runs from base 1 to 342 and encodes 113 amino acids. Lineage: Eukaryota; Fungi; Ascomycota; Dothideomycetes; Pleosporales; Pleosporaceae.
AUGAAGACACUCACCGCAGUCACGCUGCUCCUCUUUACCUCACCCACUCUGUCCUCCGUCGUCUUCUCCCUAUCCUCCGAGCCAAACGGCCAAGGCCUAUACAAAUCCUGGGUCGUAGAUCGCUGGAAAUGCCAGAACCUCGACGCCGACAUCGACAAGCAAGCAAGCUGGGCUUUUGUAGCUGCUGGCCUCGCAAACGGGUGCACGCUGUACGAAAAUGUGAAUUGUACGGGGAAGAGUUUAUACGUCGAGAAGAACAACUCAAACAUUCUCGGUCCUGGACCUGUCAAUCUUACGGACUACGACUUUGAUAAUAUUGCUAGCUCGUUUACUUGUCUGUGA